Messenger RNA from Caenorhabditis remanei, 1785 nucleotides. RefSeq lists its product as uncharacterized. The record is from RefSeq and is a predicted model, not a curated record. Gene Ontology annotation, molecular function: metalloendopeptidase activity; zinc ion binding. Gene Ontology annotation, biological process: proteolysis; molting cycle, collagen and cuticulin-based cuticle. Lineage: Eukaryota; Metazoa; Nematoda; Chromadorea; Rhabditida; Rhabditidae. Bases 1 to 1785 code for a protein of 594 amino acids. The transcript is spliced from 8 exons.
AUGUACAAACACGUAUUUUUAUUAUUUGGAUUACUGUCAUUAUGUACUGCUCAUUCCCUCCGAGAUCUUUCAAAUCAAGACGAAGAAGGACCUCCCGCAUCAACUCCCGGAGUUCGAAAACGAAGAAUGAUGUCGGAAGAAGAUCAGAAAGUCGUUGAUUAUUAUAUGGAUAAACUGAAUAAAUUGGCUGAUGAGAAGCAUCCCGAGGAACUUCAACAACGAGUCGAAUCGCCAGAGCUGAAAUCAUGGAAUCGUAUGCGUGAUAGUGUACUGAAUCCAGAAGAACAAGGAAAAUUCUUUCAAGGGGAUAUUGUUUUAUUUCCUGAUCAAGCAAAAUCUCUUUAUGAGCAAGCACUGGUAGAAGGAAAAUCUAGAGUGAAAAGGAAGUUUAUUGGAUCUAAUUUGAGACGAUGGGAUGCCAGCCGUCCAAUUAUUUAUGCUUUCGACGGAAGUCAUACUCAACGUGAACAACGGAUAAUCGAACUUGCCUUAGAACACUGGCAUAAUAUAACUUGUUUAAACUUCGAAAGAAACGACCAAGCCAAUUCUGGAAACCGCAUCGUGUUCACUGAUGUCGAUGGAUGUGCUUCAAACGUCGGAAGACAUCCAUUAGGAGAAGAACAACUAGUUUCACUUGCUCCAGAAUGUAUUCGAUUGGGAGUUAUUGCUCAUGAAGUAGCACAUGCGCUUGGUUUCUGGCAUGAACAAUCAAGACCAGAUAGAGAUCAAUAUGUGACUGUUAGAUGGGAGAAUAUUGAUAAAGAUUCGAAAGGACAAUUCUUGAAAGAAGAUCCAGAUGAUGUUGAUAAUGCUGGCGUACCGUAUGACUAUGGAAGCAUCAUGCAUUACCGAUCGAAAGCUUUUUCGAAAUUUGAUGAUUUGUAUACUAUCAGCACAUUUGUCACUGAUUAUCAGAAAACAAUUGGUCAACGUGAUCAACUAUCCUUCAAUGACAUCCGAUUGAUGAAUAAAAUCUACUGUUCAGCAGUUUGUCCUUCGAAACUUCCAUGUCAACGUGGCGGAUAUACUGAUCCACGUCGUUGUGAUCGUUGUAGAUGUCCAGAUGGAUUCACUGGACAAUACUGUGAACAAGUGAUGCCUGGAUAUGGAGCAACUUGUGGAGGAAAAGUUAGUUUAACAAGGUCCACGACAAGAUUAUCAUCUCCUGGAUAUCCAAGAGAAUUCAAAGAAGGACAAGAGUGCUCGUGGCUUCUCGUUGCUCCACCAGGUCAUAUUGUGGAAUUUCAAUUCAUUGGAGAAUUUGAAAUGUAUUGUAAAGUCAGACAUUCCUUAUGUAUGGAUUAUGUUGAAGUUAGAAAUUCUACAGAUUUUGCCAACACCGGAAUGAGAUACUGCUGCUAUGGAACUCCUCCAACCAGAAUUCGUUCUGCUACAACAGAUAUGGUUGUGUUGUUCCGAAGCUUCUAUAGAGGUGGAAAAGGUUUCGAAGCAAGAGCGAGAGCAGUACCUGAGGCGGGUAGCUGGAAUGCUUGGAGCCCAUGGACAGCCUGCUCAGCGUCCUGUGGAGCUUGUGGAAGUCGCAUGAGAACCCGAACUUGCCCACCUGGAAAUGCAUGCUCUGGGGAACCAGUGGAAACCCAAGUGUGCAACACACAAGCUUGUACGGGUAUGUGCGCCCAGAAGCGAGAGGAAGAGGGUCAAUGUGGCGGUUUCCUUUCUUUGCUACGAGGCGUCCGUUGUAGACAAGAGAAAACUGUAAUGGCUCCAUGCGAGAAUGCUUGCUGUCCUGGGUUCUCCCUUCAACGCGGAAGAUGUGUCCGGUGA